Messenger RNA from Rhizopus microsporus ATCC 52813, 993 nucleotides. RefSeq lists its product as uncharacterized. Bases 166 to 819 code for a protein of 217 amino acids. Lineage: Eukaryota; Fungi; Mucoromycota; Mucoromycetes; Mucorales; Rhizopodaceae. The transcript has 2 exons. The record is from RefSeq and is a predicted model, not a curated record. Gene Ontology annotation, biological process: anatomical structure morphogenesis; cell differentiation; regulation of transcription by RNA polymerase II. Gene Ontology annotation, molecular function: DNA-binding transcription factor activity, RNA polymerase II-specific; RNA polymerase II cis-regulatory region sequence-specific DNA binding.
GCGUGCCCCUUCUCUUUCUUCAACAUAUUUGACUUUUUAUUAUUUAAUUCAUGCUUUAUAUGUAUGUGUGUAAAAAAAAAAUAAAACAAGGUUGUCGGAGUCAAUAUCAUCGUCCUUAUUAGAACCUAACAUAUUUAUUUCAUUUAUUUCCUUUUUUUCCUAUUCAUGUCUUCCAUACAAGAGGACGAAAGAGAUAUGACAAAUUAUUUACCGCCUAUACCAGUUUUAAUGAGGAAACCUACUUUAAUUGCCUCUGUUAAGCAAUAUAGAUCAGAAGCACAGGGAGAGCAAUUACAUCAACACAUUGUCUCGGAAUCCUUCAUUCCUAUGGCACCCAAUCAACCAAAACCUCCAAGAAAGAGACGAAGACCACCAUUUUCUUAUUCUUCACUUAUUGCUCAAGCUAUCUUAGCAAGUGAAAAUGAAAGAAUGACGCUACGAGAUAUCUAUAACUGGAUCAUAAACAAGUAUCCAGCCUUAUAUAAUGCUGAUGACACUGGCUGGCAGAAUACGAUUCGACACAAUUUAUCAUUAAAUCGAUGUUUUAAAAAAGUACCCAAAGAUGAAUUAGAUGAACAUAAAGGAAAAGGUGGAUAUUGGACAAUAGAUCCGACCUAUAUGGAAAAGUUUAAAAAUGGUGCAUUUGCAAGGGGUGCAUCAGCUUCAAUGCGUAAAAGACCUGUAUCAUCACCCUCAUCACCUUGCUUACCUGAUACCCCCGUGUCAAUAUCGAUGCCAAAGGAAAACACUGAAUCAACUCAUAAUAAACCAACAAGCGAACCAUGUCAUGUCAUGCAAAUCCAUAAUUUACUAAACUAGUCAAACAUCAACUUCCCUUUGUACAUUUCACCCCCUUCUCUCUUCUUCUUUUCUCCCUUUGAACUUUAUUGUAUAUUAAAGCAUGCUUUUUCUCUUUUUCUCAUUUAAUAAACUUUUUACUAUUUGUAGCACAGGCACUACGACAAUUACACACUGGUUUAUUGGAAUGGAGAU